Molecule: messenger RNA, 1264 nt
Organism: Branchiostoma floridae (Florida lancelet)
Lineage: Eukaryota; Metazoa; Chordata; Leptocardii; Amphioxiformes; Branchiostomatidae
Exons: 6
Coding region: 519-1208 (229 amino acids)
Source: RefSeq, a predicted model, not a curated record
CCCUAAAGUGAGUUGAACGACAAAUUGCAGCAUACACCACAAAACGUUUAAUUUGGGAUCGAAGGGCGAAAAUGCACUAUACAUGUACUAGUACUAGUGCGGCUUUAAUAUGCAAAUACUAGAAAAUCGAAAAAUAAAAAGGAAAAAUACGUAAACUGCUGACCGAGAGAUAUGAAAAACGGGAAUUUUGCUGUAGUACCAAGGUAAGCUGCCAUAUGGCCCCGAUCGACCCUGACCUAUGUGUUUGCAACAAGUACACUUAUAUCGUCACAAUCCAUCCAGAGGUAGUCAGGCUAUUGCUACGGAAAAACACACACACAAACAUACAAACCAAAAACUAUACCUCCAUUUUCCAUGGAGGUAAUAAAUAAGUGGAUAAAUGAAUGGUUGCUGUGUACGUUUGUGUUUGGAGGCAUCAUGGGAUUGAUGACAAAGAACGACAUUGUUUACGUCCAUUACGUCAUUGUGAAGUUGAAAGUGACCUGAGGUGACCUGGAUCAGUCUGCACCAGAUGUGCCAUGGCUACAGCCCAGGUGCACCACGGCGGUCGCUUGUCUCAUCUGUACGGAGCUAAGAGGAGAGACCCCGCCGUCAAACUACAGAAGGUUCUACAGGCAGACAACGUGCUGAGUAAGGACGGGCCGUUUAGUAAGUGCCGCACCAGAUGGAGCACCACCUACAGCGCCGACUACUGGAACUUUCUACUACGGUGGAGUAUUCAUCCGACAUGGACAUCACACAAACAGAAUGAGACUCACUUCCAGCUCGGGUGCGACAGGCUGAAGCCGGUGACGUAUGCAGCCUCCGAGUUUUCCCGAAGACCCGGUCGGCAGGACAUGAAUCCUCAGUUCAACAGAGACAAGCAGCUGGAAACGUCUGUGUACAAGACCUCAUUUACUGGUGCCGACGCUAAAGAGAAGGAUUUAUCUUCUGAGGCACUUUUCCGUGAGAACUGGAACAAGUAUCAGCGUAAGACUCACUUCCAGUUUGGGGACGACUGUGUACAGUUUCAGAUACUUCCAGUGAAGACAAACGUCGCGACAGUUGAUCAGAUGAGACAACCCCUUCGCCUCCCCAGUCUGACGCCUGCCAGUCUGCCCGUGUCCUCCAUCUUCCGGCCCAAAGAUCGCGAGAAGAACGAGAGUUUGAUGUCCACAUACAAGAACCACUACAGCCGCCGGGACAACGGAAAUCUAUUGUACACAUGAAAGUGAUGAUUUCAUUGUCAAGGCAAUAAAAUUUAAAAACUUAACUUAGACCUCAU